This is a messenger RNA of Lathyrus oleraceus (garden pea), 727 nucleotides long. Its product is annotated as signal recognition particle 9 kDa protein. The transcript is spliced from 4 exons. Gene Ontology annotation, cellular component: signal recognition particle, endoplasmic reticulum targeting. The record is from RefSeq and is a predicted model, not a curated record. Gene Ontology annotation, biological process: SRP-dependent cotranslational protein targeting to membrane; negative regulation of translational elongation. Bases 118 to 429 code for a protein of 103 amino acids. Gene Ontology annotation, molecular function: 7S RNA binding. NCBI's taxonomy places the organism in Eukaryota, Viridiplantae, Streptophyta, Magnoliopsida, Fabales, Fabaceae.
GAAAUAAUUUUUUUAUUUAUAUACAAUUUUUUCGCGAACACUCCAAUUCUGAAUUUCACUUUCACUCCACCGGAUCCCGAGCUUGACGAAACCUGAACUCCGGUGCGACGAGCGAACAUGGUUUACAUUACUUCGUGGGACGAUUUUUUGGAACGAUCCAUUCAGCUAUUCCGCGCCGAUCCUGAUUCUACGCGGUAUGUUAUGAAGUAUAGACACUGUGAUGGAAAAUUGGUACUCAAGGUCACUGAUAAUCUACAGUGUCUGAAGUAUAAGACAGACCAAGCACAAGAAGCUAAGAAGAUGGAAAAACUUAACAAUAUAUUCUUUACGUUGAUGGCUCGGGGACCAGAAGUGGAUCUGUCUGAAGUCACCGGGAAAGAACAAAUGGAGGCACAACCGGUUAAAAAAGGAAGAGGAAGAAAGCAAUAACUGACGUAUCUUUCUGCCAAAAUAGACCAUGAAUCUUAGGAAUCCAGUAAUGAUUUUGAUAGAUUUUUUACCAAUUUCAAAAUUUUACAGCAAUGCCUUGAUCAUAUUUACAUUAUUUGUUUUUUGAAUCCACCUUUCAAAAUUUUUUAAUCUCGGGCAUGGUUUUGACUUCAACUAGACAAGAGUAAUUUGGUGAGCCGUGAAACUUAAGCAUCACAAUCGCCUUUGUUUUUUAAUUGUGUACUUUUUAUGUUAAAUGGCUUUCAAUUUAGUGGUACAAAAGUGAACUUUGACUUAA